GGAAAAUAAAUCAUAGUACCACUUAAAAUGAUAAAAUGAAAAAAAAAACACUGGGAGAAAAUUAUACAGUGUGACAGACUCACAUGAUUACAAGCAUACCCACCGCUUGAUUUUAGAUCAACGGUGCACAUUUGAUCAGAAAUAGAUUCAGGGGUUUUUAUUUCCUUCUUCCCUUCAUCUUCCUUCUCUUUGCCACGCUUACGCCAGAUAAGCGUUCCUCCUGUGAAGGGAAUCCGCUGCAGAAACUUGAAAGACGCUUAGGAGAGAGAAACACACAACAAAUACCAAAAAAAUUGCAUUUUUUUUUGUUUUUUAAAGUUUUUUUUUAGCUCUUUUCUACUGUAUAAUCUGAUUUACCAGUUUGUUGUGGUUUGUUGAGGAUGGCACAUAGCGCUAAUGAGGUGUUAGGGCUUGAUGAAGCUGGAAAUUCUGCCACCAGUAUAGAGAUCAAAAUAAAAACAAUGGAUUCCCAAACAUAUACCUUGCAGGUGGAUAAACAGAUGCCUGUACCUGCCCUGAAAGAACGUAUUGCAUCUGUGACUGGUAUUGUAACAGAGCAUCAACGUCUGAUAUGUCGAGGAAAGGUUCUCAAAGAUGAUCAGCUGUUGUCUGCAUACCACGUGGAAGAUGGUCAUACUCUGCAUCUGGUAGUUCGAGAACCAAAUGCAUCAUCAUCUGGGAGCUUGCCUGCCGAUCCAGGUGUUGAUCGGUCUUCUAGUGGUAGUCGCGGUCAAUUUUAUCAAGUUGCUCCGGGUAUUGUUGUUGAAACUUUCAAUAUGCCUGGACAAGGGGACAGAGUACUUCCAGAUGUUAAUCGGAUCAUAUCUGCUGUUCUUGGUUCUAUUGGCAUUACAAAUCAUGGAAAUGGCAAUGAAGGAACUGGUACUAGGGACCCUGUUGAUGAUAGACCUGGAGAGGCUCCUAUUUUAGAUGGUACUGCAGAUACAACCCACACACCACCUGAACAAUCUGGGAUGAGAAACUCCAAUGAUAGAUCUAGGCUGCAUAACGCUUUUGGGAUUCCUGCUGGACUUUCAUUUGGGUCCCUACAGGCACCGGUAAUCCCUGAUGCCCUUGCGACCUUAUCCCAAUACUUAAGUCAUAUGAGACAGGAAUUUAGGGACAAUGGAAGGACUAGUGAAACUGACAACGAGGCUUCUCUGCAUGGGAAUGAAGGUGGACCUAGUUCCUUGGCACAGUCUGAGAGUACGCAGGAAGGGCUUCCUUCGCCAGCCUCACUAGCAGAAUUGUUGUCAGCUACAAGGCAGAUGCUCCAUCAACAAGUGGAAGAAUGUUUGCUUCAACUAGGAAGGCAGCUUGAGAAUCAAGAGAAUAUGACAGAGCCAGCAGCGAGGGUAACUGCUCAAUCUGGCGCAUUGAGAAAUGGGAUUCUUCUACAAAAUCUAGGUGCAUAUUUUCUUGAGCUGGGUCGUACCGUCACAACAUUGAGACUUGGCAGAUCACCUUCAGAAGCUGUAGUCAAUGCUGGCCCUGCAGUUUUUAUUUCUUCAUCUGGGCCUAAUCCACUUAUGGUUCAGCCUUUGCCAUUCCAGCCUGGAGCAAGUUUUGGUACCCCGCUUUCGGGAUCUUUACAGUCUAGCUCUGGUUCGAUGAGUGGUAUUGGUUCUGGUUUUGUUCCUAGGCGUAUAGAUAUACAAAUACGAAGAGUUGGCUCGUCAACUCAACAAACUGAACCUUCUGGAUCUAGGCAAUCUUCAGGCCAAAGGAAUUCUACAACUAAUGUCAGUGGAGAGGCACCAAUUAACCAAUCUUCUACUGAGACUUCUGCUGCUCCAUCUUCAAAUACUGGGUCGGCUGUUCGUAUUCUACCUUUCAGGACAAUGAUGGCUGCAGUUCCUGACCUAAAUCGCUCACCACAAGACUCUUCUAGUGGAGCAUUAGGGAUAUUAUAUCCUGUUCUUGGAAGAUAUUCAGGCAUACCCUCUGGAAAUCUGAGCAGUAGAACUGGAAAUCAAGUGUCAGAUGAACAUCACUCUAGUGGUGUCCAAACUCAGCCGCAUGGCAGUUCUGAAUCUGCAGGUUUGCAGCAAAAUACUGAAGGUCUUGCUGGAAAUGGAGGGGCUCCAGCUUCGACCGCUGGACAAAGGGAGUCAGUUUCUUCUCGUACCAUUGAUAUCAACAUCUUGUCGGCAGGAGGAAUCCAGAAUGAUCAGAAUUCUGACGGAGAGGUCCCUCCUGGUAUUCUUCAACUCCUGAGAGGACUCUUCCCUGGCGGGGAGAUCCAAGUAGAGAGUUCACAGGGAACAGGCACGGGAUCAGUUACAGAGCAAGAAAGGACUAGCAGCGCGGUUGCACAGGAAGCAGAGCCGAUGGUCACCGAGGAAGGAAUAUUCUUGUCAAGAAUGCUUGAACAAAUUAUGCCUUUAAUCUCCGAGCACGGAGAUGGCUCAACUUCUUCAACUCCAGCUGAGGAUAAUGAAGUUGGGACAUCAAGGCGAGGAGCUGAUCUAAAUCCUGGUUCAAAUCCUAAGCGCCAAAAGAGGGAAUGAGCUGCUACACAGGAAAGUUGUGUUUAAUCCUAAGACGCGCAGAGAUAGAGUGGACGCGGUUAGCAUCGUGAGCGUUAUUACUGGGGAACACAGGAUCACUUUUGAGUUUUUUGAUGCUACAUAUACUUCAUGGGAAGCAUGCGCAAAUUUACUAGGCUAUUCUGGUUCUUUUUUGGUCUUCGUCCUUGGAACAAUUUAGGCAUCCGAAGAGAGGUUUUUCUUUUCCCCAUUUUAUAGUAAUUUUUGUUUACUUUAGUACUCCUGUACAUGCAGUGCACAGAUAAUACAGAGUAAUUACAUCUGUCAACCCCUCCAUCUAUAUUUGAGGCUAUUCAAAAUCAAUUUCUUCAAAUACAUUUUCUUCA
This is a messenger RNA of Beta vulgaris subsp. vulgaris (sugar beet), 2875 nucleotides long. RefSeq lists its product as hypothetical. The transcript is spliced from 16 exons. Bases 381 to 2510 code for a protein of 709 amino acids. Lineage: Eukaryota; Viridiplantae; Streptophyta; Magnoliopsida; Caryophyllales; Amaranthaceae. Gene Ontology annotation, molecular function: polyubiquitin modification-dependent protein binding; misfolded protein binding. Gene Ontology annotation, cellular component: BAT3 complex. The record is from RefSeq and is a predicted model, not a curated record.